AUGUCAGAAAUAUCAUUUAAAGAUAAGGUGGUUGUCGUUACCGGAGCCGGUGGUGGUCUCGGUAAGCACUACUGUUUGGAAUACGCAAAGAGAGGCGCCAAGGUUGUUGUCAACGAUUUAGGUGGAUCCCUUAAAGGAGAUGGUGGCAACUCAAGCGCCGCCGACGAUGUUGUUGAUGAAAUCAAAAAGGCCGGUGGAAUUGCUGUCGCUGAUUACAAUAACGUGUUAGACGGGGCCAAGAUCGUUGAAACCGCCGUCAAGAACUUCGGUACUGUGCAUAUCAUUGUUAACAAUGCUGGUAUCUUGAGAGAUGCCUCUUUCAAGAAGAUGCAAGAAAAGGAUUUCAAGUUGGUAGUUGACGUGCAUCUUAAUGGUGCCUACAAGGUUACCCAUGCUGCAUGGCCAUACUUCAGAAAACAACAGUACGGUAGAGUUCUCAACACUGCUUCUCCAGCUGGUUUGUAUGGUAACUUUGGUCAAACCAAUUACUCUGCUGCUAAGUUAGGAUUGGCCUCUUUUGCUGAAACUUUAGCUAAGGAAGGUGAAAAAUACAACAUUAAGGCUAAUACCAUUGCACCACUUGCUAGAUCGAGAAUGACCGAAUCGAUCUUACCACCACCAAUUUUGGAACAAUUAUCACCUGCCAAGGUUGCUCCAUUAGUGUUAUACUUGACCAGUGAUGAUAACGAAUUGAGUGGUCAAAUCUUUGAAGUGGCUGCUGGAUUUUACGGCCAAAUCAGAUGGGAAAGAUCUGGUGGUAUCCUCUUCAAGCCAGAUGAAACAUUCACUGCUGAAGCUGUUGCCAAAAGAUUCGAAGAAAUCGUGAAUUUCGAUGAUUCAAAGAAACCAGAAUUAUUAAAGAACCAACAUCCAUUUAUGUUGAAUGACUACAAGUCAUUGAUUACUGCUGCAAAAGAAUUGCCACCUAAUGACUUAUCUGGCGCUCCAAAGGUAUCCUUGAAGGGUAAAGUUGUCUUAAUUACCGGUGCUGGUGCUGGUUUAGGUAGAGACUAUGCCUUAUGGUUCGCUAAAUAUGGUGCCAAGGUCGUUGUAAACGAUUUCAAGGAUCCAUCUAAAGUUGUAGACGAAAUUAUCAAGAAUGGUGGUGAAGCCCACGGUGAUAAACAUGAUGUUGCUUCAGACUCGCAAGCAAUUAUUGAUAAUGUAAUUAACAAGUAUGGUACCAUUGAUGUUUUAGUCAAUAACGCUGGUGUUUUAAGAGACAAAUCUUUCGCCAAGAUGAGCGAUGCUGACUGGGAAAUUGUCCAGAAGGUUCACUUAUUCGGUACCUUCAACUUGGCCAGAUUAGCAUGGCCACACUUUUUGGAGAAGAAGGCUGGUAGAAUUGUGAAUAUUACUUCAACAUCUGGUAUCUACGGUAACUUCGGUCAAGCUAACUACGCUUCUGCUAAGGCUGCCAUUAUUGGUCUUUCUAGAACCCUUGCCAUUGAAGGUGCCAAGAGCAAUAUUAAGGUCAAUGUUGUUGCUCCACAUGCCGAAACUGCUAUGACUUUAACUAUCUUCAAUGAGGAUGACAAAAACUUGUACCACCCAGAUCAGGUUGCUCCAUUAUUAGUCUACUUAGCUUCUGAUGAUGUUCCUGUAACUGGUGAAUUAUUCGAAGUCGGUGGUGGCUGGAUUGGUAACACCAGAUGGCAGAGAGCUAAGGGUGCUGUCUCAAAGGACGAAAACACUACCCCUGAAUUCGUUAGAGACCACAUUAAAGAUGUUGUCGAUUUCUCAACCGGUACUUUCAACCCAAGGACAACCCAGGAUUCAUCUAUGGCCAUCCUUAGUGCUGUUGGUGAUGACGAUGAAGACGAAGAUGAUGAUGAUGAUGAUGAUGAUGAAGAUGAAGAUGAAGAUCCAAAUGAUAGUGUCCACUCUUACAAUGAUAGAGACGUCAUUUUAUACAAUCUUGGUGUUGGCGCUAACUCUCAUGAAUUGAAAUACGUUUAUGAAAAUGACUCUGAUUUCCAAGUUGUUCCAACAUAUGGGCAUAUUGUUACUUUCUUGUCAGGUAGAGGCGCACACUCUUAUGCCAAGUUAUUAGAGGGUUUCAAUCCAAUGUUUUUGUUACAUGGUGAACAUUAUCUUAAGCUUGAUAAGUUCCCAGUCCCAACUGAGGCUACUUUGAAAACUGAAUUCAAGCCAUUAUCUGUUACCCAAAAGGGUUCUAAUGCUAUUGUCGUUCAAGAGCUGGUUUCAGUUGAUGUAAAUACCGGAGAAACUCUUUUCACAAAUGAAGCAACUUACUUCAUUAGAAAGUGUAAAGGUGAAACUAAGGUCUAUGGUGAUAGAAGAUCAUUUGCUGUUAAUCAAUUCAAUGCUCCAAAAUCUUCUCCAGACUUUAGUAUUGAAGUUAAGACCAGUGAACAUCAAGCAGCAUUAUACAGAUUAAGUGGUGACAGGAAUCCAUUACAUCUUGAUCCAGAAUUUGCAAAGGGUGCUAACUUUGAUAGACCAAUCUUACAUGGUAUGUGUACUUUAGGUGUUUCUGCUAAGGCCUUGUUAGAUAAGUUUGGUCCAUUCAAUGAAAUUAAGGGUAGAUUUACUGGUAUUGUUUUCCCAGGUGAAACUCUUAAGGUUCUUGCUUGGAAGCAAGGUGAUACUGUUAUCUUCCAAGUUCACGUUGUCGAAAGAAAGACCAUUGCAAUGAACAAUGCUGCUAUUAAGUUGGUUACUGACAAGGCUAAGAUUUAA
Messenger RNA from Debaryomyces fabryi, 2703 nucleotides. It is a transcript of the gene FOX2, whose product is annotated as bifunctional hydroxyacyl-CoA dehydrogenase/enoyl-CoA hydratase. Gene Ontology annotation, molecular function: oxidoreductase activity. The transcript has a single exon. Lineage: Eukaryota; Fungi; Ascomycota; Pichiomycetes; Serinales; Debaryomycetaceae. The record is from RefSeq and is a predicted model, not a curated record. The coding region runs from base 1 to 2703 and encodes 900 amino acids.